Molecule: messenger RNA, 1765 nt
Organism: Mytilinidion resinicola
Lineage: Eukaryota; Fungi; Ascomycota; Dothideomycetes; Mytilinidiales; Mytilinidiaceae
Exons: 1
Coding region: 374-1606 (410 amino acids)
Source: RefSeq, a predicted model, not a curated record
AACUCAGGUGUCACCGUGUGAAGUCCCUCGAUACGUUCUCCCUGGCCUGAGUCAGGGAUAAUUAACUCAUUUAGACGACCUGAAAGUUUCCGAAUCCACCUCAAACAACGUUAUCUACCAUUUUUUGGGUUCAGACCAUAUUCAGAGUCCGCUUCAACACAUACCUUCGGGCUUCAUCGGGUAAGAGCGGUGUAAACGGUGGCAGGCGCACGGCACCUCAUGUAUAUACACCUUCUUCUUGACCUCUCUCCUUCUACCCUACAUGAUCAUCAACCACAUCAAACACAGCACGAACAGCGUCUACUUCUCUCCUAUUAUUUGACAAGCUUAGCUUCAAAACAAUGGAGGAUACUCGCGAUGAUGGAAACUCUGUAUGUCCAUUCGCAUCGCAUCCUGCUUACUUUCUAGACACCUACUGACGGAGGCCAAGUCGUACCGAACUCUUCGGUCUAGAAGAAUCCCCGUUGCCUCGCCCACAAGUCUAUCUCCCGAAGAGAAAACACCUCCACGACCGCACGUACAUAAACGUCGUCGCCUUGACGCCUAUGACGGCAGCUUGACAUCUGAUUUUGAUGCGCGGACGACUUCCACGAAUUUCAUGUCUCUUCCGCGCGAGCUCCGCGACGAGAUCUAUACGUGGGCCCUCAUACCCAGUAUGAAACGCGGGGCGGAACAUGAAGAUGUUGUUGAGGACGGCAACGGGACGAUCAGUUUCCAUCAACAUCUAAACGGAGGGAAAUACGAGCACUUCAAGAUAACGGAGGCCGUCAACGAAUUCCGGGACCGACAAGGCAUGGGCCUGUUCGGCACAAAUAAGCAGCUGAAAGAGGAGGUCGAGGAGGUCUUCUUCAAGAGAAACAGCUUUUUGAUCCCCUUCUCAAGAUCUGCGAAAGAUCUGCCUAGGAACACCUCUCUACUCGACUUUCAUAGGAUGUUUUCUUCCGCUGCAUUCACCUUGAUACGGCGUCUCGAGAUGUCUUUAUCAAAUUAUGACGUUCUCUUUGAUUCUAGCGCGUCUAACCGUAGGCGACACUGGCAAGCCCAAAUCCUUGACAAUCACCGUUAUCACGACUGGGCGCCAGCGAUGGAAGCGGAGCUUCGGUGCCUUGAAGAAGCAGAUCCCCAGUACAAGAUAAACUACGAUCGUAUCUGCAGUACAACAACAAAAGAAGUCUCGGACAAAGACCUCCAGCUCUUCGCCACAUGGGUCCAAAAGCUCAAAUUCGUCUUCAAGAUGCCUUCGCUGCAGGAACUCAAGCUCGACAUAUUCGAAUGCCGUUGGACCAGGCACUGGGAUUGGGACGUUGAGCAGAAGCCAGCAAUUUCAGCAAGAGAUGCGGCCCUCGAAGCAUUGCUCGCCAGCAUGCGCGAUCGGAAAAAGAGCGAACUGCAAAGCGUCUUGGUGGUCACCGUCGAAGGGGCCAACCAUUGGGGUCUGGAUAGUAGUGUCCUCAACACUGCACCAGGUUGGGUUUCAGUUGCGAAUGCAGUAGUAUGGACAACAUGUAAGGGAAAGGUCGAUCGGGGGAGCACUGCAGACUGCGAUAUCAACUACUCGGCCGAUGAGCGCUGGGGUUCGUCGAAGAAUAAGACCAAAGAGGGUUGAUGUCCAUUCAUAGUAAAAUGACUUGGGGGCCGAAGAGGUUGAGAGCACAUGGCGGUUCGGUGGAUAGGCUGACUAGUUCUUGAGAAGAACGGCGUAUUGAUUUAUGUGGUGAUUGUUCAACGCACACUUUCUUCCCAUCUUUGAAGUGCUUUGACAUGU